Desarmillaria tabescens is the source of this 1188-nucleotide messenger RNA. RefSeq lists its product as uncharacterized. NCBI's taxonomy places the organism in Eukaryota, Fungi, Basidiomycota, Agaricomycetes, Agaricales, Physalacriaceae. The transcript has 2 exons. The coding region runs from base 1 to 1188 and encodes 395 amino acids. The record is from RefSeq and is a predicted model, not a curated record.
AUGUCCUUGAGUGGCUUUCAUUACGGCUCGUUUCCGCAAGAGCUGACUGACGCCGUAAUCGACCAUUUAUGGGACGACCCAGCUGCACUCAAAGCAUGCUCUCUCACCUCUCAUGCAUUCUACACCCGUACACGUAUACACAUCUUCAGAAAGAUGUCAUUUGGCCACAACUUUCGCUGCGACAAGUUUGUCGCCAUGUGUCGUUCCUCCCCUCACAUCCCUCGGGUGAUUAAACACCUCACAUUGGAUAAUCGCUACGUGCCCCCUGACGAGAUCAUCACCUUCAUCAUCUCCUCGCUCACCAGUGUCGAGUGGCUGGUGAUGAAAGACGUCUCCUGGGUCUUCUGGGUCACCGAACUAGUCAACCGAGGCGCGACAUCAUUUCCCUCUCUACGCUCCCUGUCCGUCGAUUUCCACGACAGCAUCUGUUACGCCUCCGUCUCCGAAACGCUCACCUUCAUACAACUCCAUCCUCGUAUUCGGUGUCUCGAACUGCUCUCCGUGCCACGUCUGGCCUCUAUUGAUGCCGAAUAUGACUUGCCGGCACGAUCAUCCUAUCUCGAAAGCUUCUCCAUUUCCUCCUCGGCGUUUAGCUCCGGGCUGAGCGACCUCAUGUUAAACCCCAGACUAAGCGGUCUCUCCUUUAAUCGUCUCCGUAUAUUUGCCAUCAGCGUCCAAGAUAACUCGGACAUUCGUUUUGUCAGCACGAUUCUGAAAACGGCGUCCUGCACGCUGGAGGAGGUUCACCUGAUGCAUCAAUCCUUGCGCCCAGUACUUCUGGAUGAUCUCGACAUUUCGUACCUCCGGAAAGUUACCAUCACGUUCUCGCACCCUAUAUAUAACGAACGCCAUUCCUCGACGAUCAAGUCGUGGGGUAAAGUUUUUGAUGCCCGCGCCAAAGAAGUGGAAGAGAUCAUCGUUCGUACUGUUGUGUCGAGCCCUAGUCUCUUUGGCCAUAUGGACUAUGGCGUCUGGUCAACGUGGGAUGCUACCCUUUCGGCCACGAGAUCUCGGCUUCGGGGAUUGGUUUUUCAGGUGUUCUGCACGCCGAUACAGGCCAAGUCCUUGGAUAUGCUCCAGCAGGGGAUAGAGGAUCAGUUUCCAGUAUUGAGAAGUCGGUCCUUGUUCCAGGUGGAGGUGAAGAGCAGACCUGAUGCUGAAACUUUCCUGAGUUUGCUGCAGCCAUAG